This is a messenger RNA of Cricetulus griseus (Chinese hamster), 549 nucleotides long. NCBI's taxonomy places the organism in Eukaryota, Metazoa, Chordata, Mammalia, Rodentia, Cricetidae. The record is from RefSeq and is a predicted model, not a curated record.
AUGGUAGGGGAGGAGGUCUCACCCAAAUGUGACUGUUAUUUUGUAGCUGGAAAGAACAUGGUGCAUCAGCUCCAGGCCCAGGUUGAUACGGCAACCCAGGAGGAGAGCCCUCAAGGGCCUGUGCUGCUGAGUCAGUCCCAAGAACAAACAUCUGUGCCAUAUAUUCCAGAGACCAUGGGGCAACAACUGAUGGUUUCCUUUUCUGGGGAGCCUUAUGGGUCCUCUGCAAUGCCAAGCAUGUGCCCAAGCCUGAUUCUCCAGCCCUGUGCCACCGGUAUCCCUAUGCUACUGCAGCCACAGGUCCUGGGCCCCAGUGCCUCCGACCAGGCUUCGGUUUACACUACUUUGGAGUGGCAGGAGAUGCUUGAGGCUGCUGAAGCUUUGCUGGCUCUGAAAAAUUCUUCUCAGACACGUCACCAGCCCUGUGGCAUGCCAGGUCCUGCUGGAGAAAGAGGACUGCAGCUGGCCAGCCCCUCUAUGCCACCCCCGCCUGCCAGCUCUGGUUCACUGCCUUCUGGACAUCUGGAUUGCAUGUCCCUCUUGACCUAA